AUGCCCUCAAGAACUUAUUCCAUAGAAGAAGUAAACAAUGUCAGUGAAUUUAUUUUCUGGGGCCUUUCUCAGAACCCAGAGAUUGAAGAAGUAUGCUUUGUGGUGUUUUCCUUCUUUUACAUAGUCAUAGUGCUGGGAAAUCUCCUCAUUAUGGUAACAGUUUUCAGUGGCAAUCUUUUCAAGACCCCCAUGUACUUUUUCCUCAGCUUUCUAUCGUUUGUGGACAUUUGCUACUCCUCAGUCACAGCGCCCAAGAUGAUUGUUGACCUGCUGGUGAGGAGAAAAACUAUCUCCUAUGUGGGGUGCAUGUUACAACUCUUUGGGGUUCACUUCUUUGGUUGCACUGAGAUCUUCAUCCUUACUGUCAUGGCCUAUGAUCGAUAUGUGGCCAUCUGUAAACCCCUCCACUACAUGACUAUUAUGGACCGGGAGAGAUGCAAUAAGAUGCUGCUGGGAACAUGGGUGGGGGGGUUCUUACACUCCAUUAUCCAAGUGGCUCUGAUGGUACAGCUCCCCUUUUGUGGACCCAAUGAGAUUGAUCACUACUUCUGUGAUGUCCACCCUGUACUGAAGCUUGCCUGCACAGACACCUACAUUGUAGGUGUGGUUGUGACAGCCAACAGCGGUACCAUCGCACUGGGAAGUUUUGUUAUCUUACUAAUCUCAUAUACCAUUAUUCUGGUGUCUCUGAGAAAGCAGUCAGCAGAAGGCAGACGCAAAGCCCUCUCCACCUGUGGUUCCCACAUUGCUGUGGUCAUCAUCUUUUUUGGUCCCUGUACUUUCAUGUAUAUGAGGCCUGAUACUACCUUCUCAGAGGAUAAGAUGGUGGCUGUGUUUUACACCAUUAUCACUCCCAUGCUUAACCCUCUUAUUUACACUUUGAGAAAUGCAGAAGUAAAGAAUGCAAUGAGGAAGCUCUGGGCUAGAAAAGUCACUUGGGAGAGGACUGGGAAAUAG
This is a messenger RNA of Microtus oregoni (creeping vole), 957 nucleotides long. RefSeq names its product olfactory receptor 4S2. Lineage: Eukaryota; Metazoa; Chordata; Mammalia; Rodentia; Cricetidae. The record is from RefSeq and is a predicted model, not a curated record. The coding region runs from base 1 to 957 and encodes 318 amino acids. Gene Ontology annotation, cellular component: membrane. Gene Ontology annotation, molecular function: olfactory receptor activity; G protein-coupled receptor activity. Gene Ontology annotation, biological process: G protein-coupled receptor signaling pathway. The transcript has a single exon.